Phytophthora infestans T30-4 is the source of this 375-nucleotide messenger RNA. RefSeq lists its product as uncharacterized. Lineage: Eukaryota; Oomycota; Peronosporomycetes; Peronosporales; Peronosporaceae. The record is from RefSeq and is a predicted model, not a curated record. The coding region runs from base 1 to 375 and encodes 124 amino acids. The transcript is spliced from 2 exons.
AUGGAUACAAGGGUUUGGAACGAAACGUUUAUCAACGGUCAGUGGGCAGAAUUUGUUUGUGACGAAUUCCCAGACCCUCUAGCCAUCUACGUCGACAAUCUGAAGUGCCAUGUGUCCGAGACCGCGCAGGAAGCAUUCGCGUCGUGGGGGACAGAGCUCGUGCCUCUACCAAAAAAAACUACUGCUGUACUACAACCUCUGGACGUGGGCAUCAUGGGCCCGAAUGGGUCCCUGCCUCUGCGGGAGAGGCUGCUGGCGCUCAAGCGCAUGUCUGCAGAUGAGAAGAGAAAGCUGCUUGUAGACAGGGUAGUGACAGCGUGGGCGGCCAUCGACGAGCGCUGCAUCAAGCGGGCUUGGGAGAAAGCUGGACUGUAA